AUGGUGUCAAAUGUGGAUUCAUUAGUUGUAACAAAUAGCAAACCACCAGGAGAGGUCCAGACCGUCCUGAACACGGAAAAAUCCUGCAAAGAAAAUGAAGAACAGCCACAGGGCGCACCCAAGAUGGAUGAGGAGCAGCCUCCUGUGGAGCACUCUCCCAAAAAGCAGUCUCCAGAGGAACCAUCUUCCAAGGAGCAGUCCUCAGAGGAGGAGUUCUUUCCCGAGGAGCUCCUUCCCGAGAUGCUGGUAUCCGAGGAGCACCCUCCUCAGGAGCACCUUUCUGGAAGGGACCUUUUUGAAGAGCGCCCUCCCAUGGAGCAGCCUCCUUGUGGAGUGGGAAAACAUAAGCUAGAAGAAGGAAGCUUUAAAGAGAGGCUGGCUCGCUCUCGCCCGCAAUUUAGAGGGGACAUACACGGCAGAAAUUUAAGCAAUGAGGAGAUGAUAAAGGUAGCAGAGGAGAUGGAAGAAAUGAAAAGAGUACACAACAAAUUGAUGGCUAUGCACUGGAAGGCGAGACGGAAUCGUCCUCAUCCUAUUUAA
This is a messenger RNA of Neomonachus schauinslandi (Hawaiian monk seal), 540 nucleotides long. Its product is annotated as transcription elongation factor A protein-like 1. Bases 1 to 540 code for a protein of 179 amino acids. NCBI's taxonomy places the organism in Eukaryota, Metazoa, Chordata, Mammalia, Carnivora, Phocidae. The record is from RefSeq and is a predicted model, not a curated record. The transcript has 2 exons.